CCCACCAAUGUGCUGAGGCAUCCUCUCUUCUAUCUAAAACCUCCGCAGUCAAACACGAGCCAAUCCUACUGCACGUAGUGCGGCAUCCUGACAUCAGAACAGCUGUUUGCCUCCCUCACAGAACGACGAGCGCAACGAGAAGACAAACUCGCCAACAUGUUUGGACCUUCGCGCGGCCGCCCGACGCAACAACUGCGCAUUUCGGAAAAGUAUGCUUCGGUCGGAAAAAUUGGUGAAGGUACAUACGGUUUGGUAUACAAGGCGCGCCAUGUGCAGUCGUCUCCGGGCAGUGCUGUCGGAGACCCGAGCAGCAGAGCAGAAUCGUUUGUUGCAGUGAAAAGGUUCAAGAGCUUCAAAAGUGGCGAUGGCAUUUCUCCAACAGCGAUCCGAGAAAUCAAACUCCUGCGCGAGCUGAAAAAUCGCUACAUCGUCGACUUGGUCGAUGUCAUGCUAGACGAAGCGGACAAGGCUUUGUACCUUGUUUUCGACUACGCUGAGCACGACCUUCUCGAAAUGAUCCGAUGGCACCACAACCGCGCUUCACAGCCCAUGCAGAUGCCUACCGUCAAGAGUUUGUUGUGGCAAAUUUUGCAUGGCAUGAACUACCUUCAUAAGAAUUGGAUUAUUCAUCGUGACUUGAAACCUUCCAAUAUCCUUGUAACCGGUCAGGAUAAGCCACCGAAUGAGCGCGGAUGCGUGAAAAUCGCGGAUUUCGGACUCGCUCGCUUGUUCCAAGCUCCGCUGCGCCCAUUGACCGACGUCGAUGCUGUAGUCGUUACUAUCUGGUAUCGAGCCCCAGAGCUAUUAUUGGGCGCAAAGCAUUACACGAAAGCAAUAGACUUAUGGGCGAUUGGGUGUAUUUUCGCCGAACUCAUUACCUCCAAACCACUCUUCCAAGGACAAGAAAAAGAACGCAAAGGUGAUGACAGAAACCCAUUCCAAGCUGACCAAAUAGACAAAAUAUUCAGAAUUCUCGGCAAGCCAACUCUAGAACAAUGGCCUGGAGCAGCCGAUUUACCGAACUGGACUCAUGCCCAGUCCUGGCAAGCCUAUCCGUGUGUUCUUCAUGAACGAAUUCGAGGCUUACCCAAGAAUUCAGCAGGCUACGAUCUUCUUUCGAAGCUGCUUGAGUACGACCCCAACAAGCGCAUCACUGCGGAAAAUGCACUGCGUCAUCCUUUCUUCCAGGAGGAACCCCGACCGCAACGAGUGGCCUUCAUAGAUCCAAAUGUUGACCCAUACAAGUCUCGUCCGGUGACUCCACUAGACCCGAAGAAGGACAUCGGCUGGGCCAUGAGUGCCACAGCCUCAGGAUCAAAUGGGCAAACCCCAAUGACGAGGUCUAUUCCCCAGUCUGCUGCACCGUCACUGACUUCUGCACCACCUCCUUCCAAAAGAGCAAAAAAAGUGGCGAGUUGA
Molecule: messenger RNA, 1419 nt
Organism: Chondrus crispus (carragheen)
Lineage: Eukaryota; Rhodophyta; Florideophyceae; Gigartinales; Gigartinaceae
Product: Cyclin-dependent kinase E-1, CDKE-1
Exons: 6
Coding region: 157-1419 (420 amino acids)
Biological process (GO): protein phosphorylation
Cellular component (GO): mediator complex; nucleus
Molecular function (GO): cyclin-dependent protein serine/threonine kinase activity; ATP binding; RNA polymerase II CTD heptapeptide repeat kinase activity
Source: RefSeq, a predicted model, not a curated record